GUUUUGCGCGGUAUUUCCGUUUUUGUAAACAAUACCAAUAUCGCGGCGUAGUUGCGUACCGUAGUACGGCUAUAUUCUACAAGAAUGGCGAACGUUUUGAAGGAUGUGAAGAAAUUUCUUAGUAUUCCUGACGACACAUUGAUGCAGCUGUCUCUGCCUGCAGCCCUGCUGAUGUUUGUUAUCAUCGUACCGUGGGGAAAGAAAACGUUGAUGAAUGCUACAUCCAUUGUGUUUGCUGUCAAAGGAACUGCACUACUCCUUUACCCAGAGGCCGUAAAAUUCUGGUUCACUAAGGGACACCCUGAUGGCUUACACCUCCAGGAGAUCCGACACAUCGCAGUCAUCCUCAUGGCCAUGGCGUUCACUCAUUUCUUGACCAGGAAGUCUAUGGAUAAAGCCACAGAGAUCAGCCUACUCUGGUCCAGGACUGUGUUCUGUGGAGCAGUCUUCUUACUAAGUAUGGUACAGGUGGUGAAUUAUAAAGAAAAGGAUGCUAAAACCUCACUGUUUGUAUGGAAAAUAUCCUCCAUAGUAACUGGCUUAUACUUUGCGGCUUUUGCGUUUUACUCCCUGCGGGAGGAUGACUGGGGAGGAAGCACUGACCAUUCAACAUCCAGGACCAGCCUUCAUCUCAGGGUCGACUUCUUGGUGUUCUUUCUUCACGGUUUACUGGCUUACUGCUUCCCUGGAAUGAUUGCCACUUUCCAGACUAAACUGAAAUCUCUAGAUCCAAUGCAUGAUUAUACAGCACGUGUUAUGGGAGCGGGAUUUCUGGCCCUAGGGGUAACAUCAGGAAGAGCCAACAACUGCCACACAGAAGACGAUAAAAAAUCAGUCCUCCUCAGCCACGGCCUGGCCAAUGGAGUGUUUUUCCUGACCAUGCUGCUGUGCCAGAUAUUUUCCAACGUCUUCUCCCAGUGGCACAUGUAUGGGAUUGGUGUGGUCCUCCUUGUAGCUCUGAACGACCUUGUGGGGUCAGAGGCCCCAACCAUUCUACGCAACUUCUUGCAGCGAUUCAAGUCCACAAAGGAAGAGUAGACACAUAUUUACCAUGACUUUGUUGUAGACCGUUGUAUUUACAAGUAUAGAACAGAUUUAGCACCAAACUACACCAACAUUCUAUAUGCCUAAAUGUUUUUUGAAUACAUAUAUUUUUGUAUACAUGUACAGUAUGAUCUCCCUAUAUCUUUUCAUGUACACUUCAUUUUGGAAUUGGAACAGUAAAAUUAAGAGAUCUUGAUAUCCUGUGAAUGAGUAAUUGCAUGUAAGUUCUUGUAUGUGUAUUUAGUGUGGGAAGUGGGUAGUAAAUUUGAACUCAUUUAAGUUGUACAUGCACUUGAUUGUAGUAAAGAAUAGUUUUUUUGCUAUAAAGGAAUACUUUCUUUUUCUAUUACAUAUUAUGUAACUGAGACACAACUACAUGUAUUGAUAGUAAAUUUUGUUUUGGGUAAAUUUGCCAACAACCUAAAUGAACCAAAAUACAUUUUGUAACCAUUGACUUCAUUUUAAUUAUUCACCUGCUUACCUAUCAGAAGUUAAUGUAUAUAUACCUGUGUAUUUUAUACAUCUACCAUGCUGAUGAUUGACUUGUACAUUUAUUUUAAUUAUAUAUGCCCGAAGGUGCCAGAUCUUGCAAUUCAGUUGCUUUAAAAAGUGAAUCUUAUACACUAGCUGUUGUAGUGUUUACAUUGUAUAAUGCUUUACCACUUUGUGACAUUAAAUUGUUAUAGUUGAAUGAGGCUAGUUAAAUGAACUAGGAAGCCAAUGAUUAUGUUGAUAUAGGUAAUGAAAAUGUGUCUGAAUAAUGCACAUGUACUAGGGGAACUGAGUUUAAGUUUAAACCUUAUGUUAUUUGUGGAAAGGCCAAGCAAGCAGAGUAUGAAUAAAGAUUUUAGGGAUGAAUUUCUUUCUAAAAGAAAUUUAUCAGCAAGUCAAUUUUAUCAAUUUAUUGAAGCAAGAAACAAACAUCAAAGUCCAAUGAGUAUUAUUUUAGGUCUCAUGAAAUAUGGUGUUUCAAUACUACCAGUAAUUGGACAUUCAUACAUAUUUUUAUGUUCAAAAAAUUGCCACAUUUUGUCAAUUUGCUUUACAUUUUAAAAAUGUAUGCAUAUAGCUUCUCUCAUUUCAAGGCAGCAAUGUUAUUUGUGUUGUAAAUUUUGAGUAAAGCUAUGUUUCUUAAUAA
This is a messenger RNA of Magallana angulata, 2182 nucleotides long. RefSeq lists its product as uncharacterized. The coding region runs from base 85 to 1038 and encodes 317 amino acids. The record is from RefSeq and is a predicted model, not a curated record. The transcript has 6 exons. Lineage: Eukaryota; Metazoa; Mollusca; Bivalvia; Ostreida; Ostreidae.